Molecule: messenger RNA, 3697 nt
Organism: Anopheles merus
Lineage: Eukaryota; Metazoa; Arthropoda; Insecta; Diptera; Culicidae
Exons: 9
Coding region: 298-3639 (1113 amino acids)
Molecular function (GO): UDP-glycosyltransferase activity
Source: RefSeq, a predicted model, not a curated record
CACCUGUACCUGUCAAACUGAAUUUCGUGCAACAUCCGGCUGAAGCUGAAUAAAUAAGAAAAUGCUACCGGGUGUAGGUUUGCGGCUAUGAGCCCUGCUGUACACACAUCGGUACAUAAACUCAAACCGAAACCAACACACACACAAGCCAGCCAGCCAGGCGAAAGCCGACCUGCCUUCAAUCAUCUGUUGCUCUCUUUGGACGACGAUUCGGAGAUGGUGAGACGCGCGACUGUGGCUACGAGAGUGCCCUUGCGCACCAACACCAGCACACGGACAGAGGAGCGAGUGCUGUGAAUGCUGUACGAGACGAAGAUGGCAAAACCGACCAUUACACAGUGCUGUGGCCUGUGGCGUGUCCACAAUCCACCGAAGCCCUUCGAUCGUCUUCGGCAGUCGUGUACGGUGGUUGUGUUCGCCUUUUGCUCUAGAAUGCGGCACUUCAGCUUGUUGUUAAUUGCAGUGUUGGGUGUGAUCUGCUUCCUACCGCAAAGUGGCAAUGGAGCAAAGAUACUGCUCGUUUCGGCCUUCCCCGGCAUGAGCCACUGGCUGAUGUUCGAGCACAUCAUACACGAGCUGCUGCGGCGAGGUCACGAACUGACGGCCAUCUCUAGCUAUCGGUUGCGAACGGACGGUGCCAACUAUACCGACCGCUACCACGAGGUACUGAUCGAGCCGAUAUACGACUUCGAAGCGAACGGGCUGCCGAUGGAAGUGUUUUACAAAUCGCAAUCGUUCGGUGAUCCAUUCUUCAAGAUGUCGAUACUGUGGAAGCUGGGGCUGGAAACGGCGGAGCAUGCGUUCGAGAGUGCGAAUGUGCGGACGUUCCUGCAACGGGAGGGUCUCACGUUUGAUCUGCUAAUAGCGGAGCAGUUUGUGCAGGAAGCGUUUCUGAUGUUUGCGCACAAGUACCGGGUGCCGAUCGUCACUAUCAAUACGUUAGGGCAUGCGGACUAUAUCGAUCGUGCGUUCGGGUUGCUAACGCCGUGGUCUUUCGUACCACACUUUAUGGUACAGUACGAUGAUCAGAUGACGAUGGCCGAGAGAGCGUACAACGUGUUCCUGUCCGCGUGGGAUGCAUACAAUCGGAAGUUUUACUACCUUCCCGAGCAGCGGAAGCUGGCAGAGAAGUAUUUUGGAGCGGAAAAUGCAACCUCCAGCCUGCCCAGUAUAGAAGAUCUCGAACGGAACGUUAGUGUGGUGCUUGUGAACAAUCACAUCAUCUCAUCCCGUCCAAGACCACGGAUCAACGGGAUGAUCGAUAUUGCUGGGGUUCACAUCAGGAAAGCGAAACCACUCCCACCAGUCUUGAAGAACUUCCUGGAUGCAGCACCCGGUGGCGUCAUCUACAUCAACUUCGGUACCUUCCUGCGAAGCUCGGGCAUGCCCCCGGAAACCCUAGCCGUCUUCCUGGCCCUGUUUCGUAGCCUCCCGCAGUACAGCUUCCUGUGGAAAUGGGAAGCAGACACAAUCCCCAACCUACCGCCCAACGUUCUCCUCCAGCGCUGGAUCCCCCAGAACGACGUCCUGGCUCAUCCGCACGUGAAGCUCUUUGUAUCACACGGUGGCAUCUUCGGCACGCAAGAAUCCAUCUACUGGGGCCGCCCAAUACUGUUCGUCCCGUUCUAUGGCGAUCAGCACAGCAAUGCGCUAAAGUUUGAGCGUGCCGGCAUUGGCCUAACGCUCCAAAUAAUCAACGUUACGGUGGAGGACUUUCGGGCGAAGAUAGAGCGCAUCGUGCAGGAGCCUACGUUCCAGCAGAGUGUCAACCGGCUGUCGGCAAUCUUUCGCGAUAAUCCAACCGAUCCGCUUGAGGAGGCCGCGUUCUGGGUCGAGUAUGUCGUGCGCCAUCGGGGAGCUGCUCAUCUGAAGUCAGCCGCAGUACAGAUGCCCUGGUAUCGGUAUCUGCUGCUGGACAUCUUGUCAUUGACCUUGCUGGUAGUUUUCAGUGCGUGGUGGUUGAUUAGGAAGCUAGCGAAGAAGGGUUGGUCGUUGAUAAACCAUCGCAGGGUAGAGAAAGUCAAACAUUUCCGCGCACUGUCGUACAUAAUCGGUUGUGCUGUUGCAUUUACCGUCCUCGGUCCACCGGCUGUCGAAUGUGGCAAGAUACUGUUCCUCGUCCCAUUCCCAGCACCAUCCCACUGGCUGUGGAUAGAGCACUUCGUGAAGGAGCUACUGUCCCGGGGGCACGAGGUAACGGCGAUCACUAACUUCCCUGCGAAGGAAGCGCACCGCAACUACACGGAAAUACUGAUCGAUCCACCGUACGAUAUACCUUACUACUUUCCCGUGUCGGAUAUCUACGAUUCGAAGUACAACAGUGAUCUUAACAACCUAUUCCUCUACUGGAGGGUAGGCAUCUCGACGACACAGUACGCGCUGGAGAACGAGAAUGUGCAGCAGUUCAUCGAGCAGGACGAUACGGACUUUGAUGUGAUCAUCUCGGAGCAGUUCUAUCAGGAAGCGUUCCUCAUGUUUGCCCACAAGUACCGGGCGCCGAUCGUGACACUCUGUACCCUUGGGCAUGCAAAUCACAUCGAUCAAGCGAUGGGACUCGUUACACCGUGGUCAUUCGUUCCACACCCAGUACUGCUGCUGUCCGACGAUAUGACAUUCUCCGAGCGCUGCUACAACUUUCUGAUCUCACUGGCCGAUCUGGUGGUACGGCAGCUUUACUACAUCCCCCAGCAGAACAGGCUCGCUCAGGCACACUUUGCCAAGAUUGAAGGUCCCGAGCUGAUGCCUUCGAUUCGAGAUCUCGAAAAGUCCAUCUCUGUGAUACUGGUCAACAGCCACCUGUCGACGUCACCUCCGCGGCCCACCAUCCCCGGCCUGGUGAAUGUGGCCGGCGCACACAUCAAGCCGGCAAAGGAGCUACCCGACGACAUCCGGAAGUUCCUGGACGGUGCCAAAGAGGGCGUCAUCUUCUUCAGCCUCGGCUCGUACAUGAGGAGUGCCGACAUGCCCAAGGACAAGAUGAAAGCGUUCCUGGAGGUGUUCCGCAAUCUCAAGCAGCGCGUACUGUGGAAGUACGAAAACGAGGACGUUGCCCGGCUGCCGAAAAACGUAAUGGUGCGCAAGUGGCUACCCCAAAGCGACAUCCUAGCCCACCCGAAGGUGGUACUGUUCAUCACGCACGGCGGUAUGUUUGGCAGCCAGGAGGGCAUCUAUCGCGGAGUGCCCAUGCUGUACAUACCGUUCUACGGGGAUCAGCAUCGCAAUGCGCUCAAGGCGGAGCAGGCAGGUUACGCACUGACGCUCAACUUCCCCGAGGUGAACGUCAUCACGCUCGGGUCGCGCAUUAACGAGCUGCUCACGAACCCCACGUUCAUGAAGCAGGCAAAACGGGCGUCGGAACUGUUCCGGGACAAUCUCGUGCCGCCGAUGCAGGAAGCGAUGCACUGGAUCGAGUACGUGAUGCGGCACAAGGGCGCCAAGCAUCUGAAGACGCGCGCGAUCGACCUGUCCUGGACGCAGUACCUGAUGGUGGAUGUGGUCGGGUUCUUUGCGCUCGUGGUUCUGCUCGCGGCGGUCGUGUUUUACAAAGUGCUGGGGCUGUUCCUGACACCACCGAAGCCGAAAUCGAAACCAAAGACACGGGACAUGAUGCUCGGGAUGAGGAAGCCGAAGUUAAACUAAGAUUUCAUGCUGAAAGCCGUUUUAUAGGUCGAAAUAAAACCAACGCAGCUACUAUUUA